Hydra vulgaris (swiftwater hydra) is the source of this 1891-nucleotide messenger RNA. Its product is annotated as D(1A) dopamine receptor. Gene Ontology annotation, molecular function: neurotransmitter receptor activity; G protein-coupled serotonin receptor activity. The record is from RefSeq and is a predicted model, not a curated record. Gene Ontology annotation, biological process: G protein-coupled receptor signaling pathway, coupled to cyclic nucleotide second messenger; chemical synaptic transmission. Gene Ontology annotation, cellular component: plasma membrane; dendrite. Lineage: Eukaryota; Metazoa; Cnidaria; Hydrozoa; Anthoathecata; Hydridae.
UAAGCUUUAAAAAGUAAUUUUAAUCAAAAACUGACUCAAAUUCGAUACUUUAAAACGAUGUGUAAACUUCAAGCAUAAGUAUGUUCAUAAUGCCAAAUAAGAAUUUCGUGCAAAAUAUCGAGGUAAUUGGUGCUUAAGAGACUAAAUAUCCCAAAAUGUUUGCUGUCCCUCUUCCUAAUGAAAGAGUCUUUCUAAUGAAUGAAUGAGUUAGCAAAGAACUUUUAUUUACUUAUAAUAAAUUUCAAAUCAUCAACAGUUUUUUUAAUUUCUUCUAGUAUCUUUUGGUGUUCUUAAGUUGUGACCAAAUAAAUUUUGCAACUCUUAUUUUGAGGAGGGUGGAAACUUUACAUGAUUAGAACUCUCAAACACUAAAAUAAUAAUCCCUCCUAGAUAGCACGUUUUUUCUAUUAGCUAAAAGCUUUUAAAUAAGUAAUAAAUUAAAGAUUAUGCAAAAAAAAUUUUGCGUCAUUUUUAAACUUGUUUUAAAAUGAAUAAUUAAUUAAAAGUUUUUUAAAAAAAUUUGUUGAGUCAGCUGUUUAGCUCUAUGUUAAUUUUACAUAUCGCUUAAAGUAUUUUGUAAGGGAAGUGUGGCGAGCAACCGCCUAAACUGUUCAAAAUGGUAAAAAAACUUGAUCUCGAAAGCAGUUAAGAUUAUUUUUUUGAUAAACUUGUUUUUAUUGAUAAACGCGACUAAAAGAAUGUUAAAUGAUACCUCGUGCAAUACCAAAACUACCGAACUAAAUCUUGUCAUAUUCUAUGUUUUGAAUUUUUUUAUUAUUGUUACUGUUAUUGGAAAUGCAUUAAUUUGUAUUGUCAUAGCAAUGACACCAAGCUUUCGAAAAAAUACUACAUAUUUGCUUUUUUUUUCGCUUGCAGUGGCAGACAUGCUUGUAGGUGCAAUUAUUAUACCAAUUAAUACCAAACGGAUAUACAACAACAGGCUUUUUUGCAUGUCAGAACUAGCUUGCUGGAUUUCUUUGAUUUUAGAACGAACUUUAUCAAUAGCGUCUUUGACUCAUUUGCUAGUGAUUGGUCUUGAACGAUAUUUAUCCUUAAAAUUCACGUUUCAGUACCAAAAAUAUGCCACUCGAAAUAGUACAUUAAUUUCUAUUUUAUGUAUUUGGAUUUAUUCUUUUUUUUGGGCGUUUCUCGGAAUUUUUGAUUGGCACAGCUUCGAAUAUAAAUGGACUACGGUGUUUAGCAUACAUUAUUUGGAAACAAAGCGCAAAUGCAAUAAUGGUCCUAAAGGGAACAAAGCCUACUUUAUAUCAAGUUAUAUUUUAUGUUUUUUUAUUCCAAUUGCAGUCAUGAUUUACACCUACUCUUACGUAUAUAGAACAGCAGUGAGACAUUUAAAAGCUAUCGAGCAGCACGAAAUUGGUGGGAAAAGAGACAAAGAACUUAAACGAAAAGAACGGCAACAUAAGAUGGUUCAGUCAAUUGUAAUUGUGUUUAUAGUUUAUCUUAUAUGUUGGUUACCAAAUAUCAUAACGUAUUUUUUGCACAUCUUCGGCAAAGUAACUAUAGGGUUGCACACAUUUAUUUUGGUUACAGAAAUUUUACCUCCUUUUAAUUCUACUACCAAUCCUUUUAUUUACGUCAUCAGUAACAAUCAGUUUCGUCUGAGGGUAUGUGAGUUGCUUUUAGGAAGGAACAAAGAAAGAUUUGAAGAGUCGUUAUCAAAGCAGAGGUCAUUUAUCGACGUUAGCAAGGUUUUUUCUAAAUUUUUGAAAGUAAGCGAUUCGUCUAACAGCAAUUUGUUAAACAUGAGUCCACAAAAAAUAGUAAAAUAAAUUUUUUUAAAUAAAGUUAAGCAAAUAGUUUUAUAUAAAAUACAUAUAAGUAAAAAAUUUUUGGUUGACAUUAUUUUAAAAUAUCCUAGAGAAUAUAG